This is a messenger RNA of Cicer arietinum (chickpea), 1744 nucleotides long. RefSeq names its product protein DETOXIFICATION 21-like. Gene Ontology annotation, molecular function: antiporter activity; xenobiotic transmembrane transporter activity. NCBI's taxonomy places the organism in Eukaryota, Viridiplantae, Streptophyta, Magnoliopsida, Fabales, Fabaceae. Gene Ontology annotation, biological process: xenobiotic detoxification by transmembrane export across the plasma membrane. Gene Ontology annotation, cellular component: membrane. The record is from RefSeq and is a predicted model, not a curated record.
AAUAAGAAGCAUAUCACGUUUAUUCAUAACAACUCAAUUCUGUUUUCCCUUUUUCUCUGCGUUGCUCUUCUUUUCAUCUACUACAAAACACAGACAUCAUAACAGGCAACGCAGCCUCUCACAAAAUGGAAAGAGAUCUAAAACAGAAACUACUGACAAAAUCACAAGAAAAUGAAGAAGAAGAAGAGCCACUUGGAAAAAGGGUGUGGAAUGAAACAAAGCUUAUGUGGAUAGUUGCAGCACCAGCUAUUUUCACAAGAUUCUCAACUUUUGGUAUUCAAGUUAUUAGUCAAGCUUUUGUUGGUCAUAUUGGUUCUAGAGAACUCGCUGCUUUUGCUCUUGUUUUCACUGUUCUCAUUAGAUUCGCCAAUGGUAUUCUGUUGGGAAUGGCAACUGCAUUGUCAACACUAUGUGGACAAGCAUAUGGUGCAAAAGAAUAUAGCAUGAUGGGAGUUUAUCUUCAAAGAUCAUGGAUAGUUUUAUUCGUAACAGCACUCACUCUUCUUCCUGUUUUCAUCUUCACAACCCCAAUUUUGACUCUCUUAGGCCAAGAUGAAAGCAUAGCACAAGUAGCAGGAACAAUUUCUCUUUGGUCAAUUCCAGUUAUGUUUGCUUUCAUUGUCUCAUUCACUUGCCAGACAUUCCUUCAAUCACAAAGCAAGAAUACCAUCAUUGCAUUCUUGGCAGCUUUUUCCAUUAUCCUUCAUGCAUUCCUCUCUUGGCUUUUGACAACGAAAUACAAAUUUGGGAUUGCUGGUGCAAUGAUUUCAACUUGUUUGGCUUACUGGAUUCCAAACAUUGGUCAACUUAUAUUUGUUACAUGUGGUUGGUGCCCUCAAACUUGGAAUGGUUUCUCAUUUUUAGCAUUCAAAGACCUUUGGCCUGUUGUCAAACUUUCCCUUUCAGCUGGUGCCAUGUUGUGUCUUGAGCUGUGGUACAACACAAUAUUGGUUCUUUUGACAGGGAACAUGAAAAAUGCAGAGGUUGAAAUUGAUGCACUAUCUAUAUGUCUCAACAUCAAUGGAUGGGAAAUGAUGAUAUCACUUGGUUUCAUGGCUGCAGCAAGCGUUCGAGUAUCGAAUGAGCUUGGUAAAGGAAGCGCGAAAGCUGCAAAGUUCUCGAUCGUUGUGACAGUCCUUACAUCAUUGGCCAUUGGAUCCUUUCUGUUUCUGUUUUUCUUAUUCUUUAGGGAACGACUUGCUUAUAUAUUUACCUCAAAUAAAGAGGUGGCCGCAGCUGUCGGAGAUUUAUCGCCUUUGUUAUCAAUCUCUAUACUACUAAACAGUGUUCAACCAGUACUCUCAGGAGUUGCUAUUGGAGCUGGUUGGCAAAGCAUUGUAGCAUAUGUGAACAUAGGUUGUUAUUACAUCAUAGGUAUUCCUGUUGGGAUUGUGCUUGGUAAUGUUAUUCAUUGGCAAGUCAAGGGAAUUUGGAUGGCUAUAGUGCUAACUAUAAUUACCUACAAAACUAAUUGGGAUGAACAGGUGAAUGUAGCUCGUAAUCGCAUAAACAAGUGGUCCAAGGUGGAGAGUACUGAUCAAGAAAGAAAAACAAAAUUAAUUGGAACAUAGUUUCAAUGAUAUCAAUUGUGUCUUAUGCAGCCAAUAAAUUGAUAUAUAAAUAGAUAGAUAGCAAUUGUAUGUUUAUCUAUUAUUAAUUGUAUGUCUUAAAUCAAAUUUGAAAUGGAUUUCUCUCAUAUAGUUUUGGAAUUUAAUUUCAAAUAGGUCUAAUGGUUUUGCUCAUA